AAGUUUUAUUAAUAGCAGCGACUACUUGUCUCAUAAAUCUUAUAUUAUCCGAGUUAAUCCAAACCAUUUCGAGUGCCCCUGUGCCGUAAAGACUAAAGAGCAAACAGAGAGAGAGAAACUCGUUUUUUGCGUGUAUGUUUGUGUAUAAAAUAAAUGUAGUCUAACAAGGUCGUGAGGACUUUAAUAUAGGAUAUUUUAGUGGUGAAAAAUCAAGAAAAAUGUCUUUAUCAGUGUUGAAUGAGGACCCAGUGAAAUUGGAAGUGGGUAACGAAUCUUUCCAAGCCUGCAGAGUCUGUCUGGCGUGGGAUGUGAAGCUGUACAGUAUCCAUGAAUGGGGGAUGAGCGAUACGUUCGCGGAGAUUAUGGGAACAACACUAUCUAUGUGGGACGGGCUCCCACAGCACCUGUGCGUGUGGUGCCGCGCGCAGCUCGCGCGGGCGCAAACGCUGCGCGCGCGCUGUCGCCGCACCGACGCGUUGCUCAAGCAGGCACUCCAGCACCAGCACUUUAUUACAGACACUUUCAUUCGUACCAUUGACCGCUCCAUGCACGGAUUGACAAACACACUUUCUUGUCAUAAAAGUUCAAAAAAUGUAAUUGAAAUUUCUGUCUAUGAUAAAAGAUCAUUAGACGAUGAUGAUGAUGAUAUCAAACUUGAAUGUAAAGAUAUAAUACAAAAGAAUGACACAGAACGCGACAAGCCAGAACUUGACUUAAACUGGGAGGAUGAUGAUGAUUUUCCAAACAAACUGAGCUCUGAUGAUGAUUACGAACAAGAUAAGAUUAAUACAUAUAAACAUAAGAAUAAAAUCACUAAAAAGGAUGCGAAAAACUUACCAAGAGUAGAAAUAGUAGAAAUCAAUUUAGAGCCCCAAGAUAUAAUAGUUGAAGAAAGAAAGACUCGAAAACGACCAGUUAAACAGAAAAUACAAAAAGUGAAAGAAAAAGUUACAGUGAAAAAAAGUAAAGCAAAAGUAAAAAGUACAUCACAAGUUAAAAGUAAAAAAGUUAAAGAUACACCAGCCAAAGAUAUAGAGAGAGAAGAUGGCACAGUAAAAGUAAGAAAAAGAAAGCCGCAAAGAUUCAUAGAAAAGUUAGGGACGGAAGAAGAAAUUAGGGAAUUCGAAAAGAAAUAUAAUUUUCAAGUGCAGAAUUUGACAGAAGACGAAAUGGCGAAGGAUAUGGAAGAAAGAAAGAAGUCGGAUAACUAUUUGAAUGGAAUGUAUAAGUGUGAAUUGUGUUAUAAAGGAUUCCUAACACAUACAUCGUAUAAUAACCAUUUGAAGUCACAUGAUGUGACGCGCGGCGACCACGAAUGCCAGUUCUGCCACCUGCGUUACCACACGCCGGGCAAGCUGCGAGAUCAUAUGCGCAACGCGCACCGUCUCAAGUUCCUCUGUGCCGUGUGUAGCAAGUUCAUGGCCGGACUACAAUGCGCCAUCCUGCACGCCGCGUUCCAUUCGGGCACCACGUUCCAGUGCGCGCACUGCGACAAACAGUUCCUGAAGAAGACGUCGCGUUCAACGCAUAUGCGCAUAACGCACCCGCUCGAGAACGCCAACAUCGGCACAUGCGAACUAUGCGGAGAGAUAUUCACGAGCCGGCAGGGACUCAAGAUGCACAAGACCCGGAGCCACAGGGAGUCGCUGGACCGCAGCCUGUUCUGUCGCAAGUGCCGCUUGCAGUUCGAGAGUAAGGAGGCGCUGCUGCGUCACAAGGAACAGCAGCCUGGGAAGCGGUGCCACAAUAAGAAGAGUGCGUGCCAGCAAUGCGGUGCUCUGUUUAAGACGGAGGAGGGCUUGAUACAGCACAAACACGAGAUACACGGCGUCGAACUCUUCACAUGCGACGCGUGCAACAAAUCGUUCCUGUCAAAAAUGUCACUCUCUGUGCACAUCGACCGCCUUCACCUGAACAUCAAGCCUGGAUCAGGUCGACAGCAGUACUACGCGCGACUGCAGAGAAAGAGGGGGGACAAGCCCAAAGGGACCCAGCCUAGGGAAAAGAAAAAUGUUUGCGAGGUCUGCGGGAAAUCAUUCACGUGCCUGUCAGUGCUGAAAACGCACCAGCUGGACCACACGGGGGACCGGCCCUUCAAAUGCCCGCAGUGCCCAAAAGCGUACUUGUACGCCUGGCAGCUAAGAAACCACAGCGACUGCGUGCACCGCCGCAUCCGGAAGUGGCGCUGUUCCGAGUGCCCGAAGACUUUCCUCCACCAGUCCUCCGUCUACGUGCACAAGCUGAUCCACACGGGCAAGCGCACGCACAUGUGCAGCUACUGUGGCAAGGCGUUCCUGCAGUCCGGCUCACUGUACACGCACGUCAAGUACGUGCACCUCAAGGUCAAGCCGCCGCCGCGCAAGCGGAACAAGAAGGAAGCCAAACCGUGCCUAUAGGCCCCGUACAGGCGUGCAUGAACUAUGGGGGCAGCAUAGGAGCCGUCAGAUUUAUGGCGUGAGGCGUAAAUGUAUCGUUUAUGCUUCCAAUGUUAGCUCACAAGAUGGCAGAACCACAGAAUACAUAAUAGUGUGAUAAUGUGAUGGUCCUCCUCGCCGUGUCCGACGAUGGCGACACCUCCAAAUGUUUUAAUUACGACUAAUAACACUACCGAAAACACAUAAUAUACUAUUAUAUUAAUAUACUAUUAUAUUGGACAUAAUAGUACUACCGUACAGAAAGGAAACUUCCUACAAAACCGAAGUUUAACAGCGGUUUAGGGUCGAAUCGUGCUGUCCCUUUCUAAUGUAUGGCACUGUCUCUUUAGGCUAUUUAGGGUUGUCAAAAUUCAAGCCAUUAUCUUAUCCGUGGUCGUGCACGCAAAGGGACGUCAAAUUGUGUCAACCCUAAUAAUUGCGCGGAUGCGUAUGCAGAUGCGGAUGUCAAGAUUGGGUACUUAAAAAACGUCAA
This is a messenger RNA of Cydia splendana, 2907 nucleotides long. RefSeq names its product zinc finger protein ZFP2-like. Gene Ontology annotation, molecular function: zinc ion binding. Gene Ontology annotation, cellular component: nucleus. The transcript is spliced from 12 exons. NCBI's taxonomy places the organism in Eukaryota, Metazoa, Arthropoda, Insecta, Lepidoptera, Tortricidae. The coding region runs from base 219 to 2396 and encodes 725 amino acids. The record is from RefSeq and is a predicted model, not a curated record.